Molecule: messenger RNA, 793 nt
Organism: Drosophila subobscura
Lineage: Eukaryota; Metazoa; Arthropoda; Insecta; Diptera; Drosophilidae
Gene: MCTS1
Product: malignant T-cell-amplified sequence 1 homolog
Exons: 4
Coding region: 16-564 (182 amino acids)
Biological process (GO): formation of translation preinitiation complex
Molecular function (GO): RNA binding
Source: RefSeq, a predicted model, not a curated record
AUAAAUUUUAGCAAAAUGUUCAAAAAAUUCGAGGAGAAGGACAGCAUCUCGUCCAUACAACAGCUCAAAUCGUCCGUACAGAAGGGGAUACGUGCCAAGCUGCUGGAGGCAUAUCCCAAGCUGGAGACACACAUCGAUCUGAUAUUGCCCAAGAAGGACUCGUAUCGCAUUGCAAAGUGCCACGACCACAUCGAGCUGCUGUUAAACGGCGCCGGCGAGCAAGUAUUCUUCCGGCACCGCGAUGGCCCUUGGAUGCCGACGCUGCGCCUUCUCCACAAGUUUCCCUACUUUGUCACCAUGGAGCAGGUGGACAAAGGUGCCAUUCGCUUUGUUCUCAGUGGCGCGAAUGUCAUGUGCCCAGGCCUGACGUCGCCGGGUGCCUGCAUGACGCCGGCCGAGAAGAACACGGUGGUGGCCAUCAUGGCCGAGGGCAAAGAGCACGCGCUGGCCAUCGGUCUGCUCACACUCUCCACAGAAGAAAUUUUGGCCAAGAACAAAGGCAUUGGCAUUGAGACGUACCAUUUCCUCAACGACGGCCUUUGGAAGUCGAAACCAGUGAAGUAAGCAGAUAAUCAGCACAGGACCCGGAACCGGACCCGGAGCCCUACACAAGCGGCCCACACGACAUGCGGCCGUCGCUUUUAGUCUGAGAGCAAAGAAUGGUUUUCUUUUGUUUUUUUUUUAUAUGCAAACUGAAUCCUCCUGAUCAUAAUUAACUUUUUUUUAUUGUCUUAAUUUUAAAUUGUCAGUCAAACUAUUUAAGCCGAUGCAAAAUACAAUUAAUGGCAUUUAA